This is a messenger RNA of Danaus plexippus (monarch butterfly), 1627 nucleotides long. RefSeq lists its product as uncharacterized. Bases 30 to 1325 code for a protein of 431 amino acids. The record is from RefSeq and is a predicted model, not a curated record. NCBI's taxonomy places the organism in Eukaryota, Metazoa, Arthropoda, Insecta, Lepidoptera, Nymphalidae. The transcript is spliced from 3 exons.
AUAUAACUGCCGCGUGUUGCGUCAACUCCAUGUACGUACUGGUAUUGCUGUGUCUCUCCGGAGCUAGCUGUGACUGGGUGGAGAUAUCGCAGAAUCAUUACCGCAAUGAAUUCACGAGACCGUUUACCAGGCGCGAUGGAGCGGACGAAAGCACAACAGCUAUUGCAGUGUACAGGAAUCAUUCAGUGAUAGAAAAACAUAAGAAAAUAGGUGUCGUAGAUAGAGUGCAAAACGUCGCUAACAUCAAGAGGGUUCAUAUCCCUACUGUUAAAACGCCUUCUUUUCCUAAUGAUAAAAUAAUAUUGAACAGCAGAGCCACCCACGAACAGAAGCACGGCCACUUGGAGUCGAAACUUGACGUGCCUCAUCACUAUCAAUCAUCGCUCAGCAGAUAUCAUGAAGAAGAAAUACCGAGCAAGACUGAUCACAGACAUAGUGAACAUUCAUUCGAAACGAACUCAGGGGAGUCUUCAUUUUCAAAUGUUCAUAUUAAACAAAAUAGUAAAAUAAACAAACAGGAAACUGUGACCGUACCAUUAACAACAAAUACGAUAAAUAAAAAAAAUUUAUUUGGAAAUGUGAAUGACGAAAAACCGAUCUCACCAAACUAUUCAGUUAUACCAACACGUAAAACGAUAUAUUUUGACAAGUCAAUAACUUCCACAAAGCCACCAAUCGGUUAUCAAGAAAAAGUAAAACAAAACAGUGGUGAAGAUCAGAAAGAAAGUUUAACAGAAAAGCCGUUCGUAACAGAUACAACGAAGCAAUCGGAUAUUCGCAGAAUUAAUAUUUCUCCUGAAAAAAAAACACCGAAACCUCAGGAUAAUAUCAAAGACUUGGAUGAACUUGACGACAAUGAACAAAAACAUAACAACAGAGACAAAGAAGAGCAACGGGUUAAAACCAACUCAGAGGAAAUAUCUCACAAAACCAAGGGCAGUACAAUGAACACCGUGUGGAAGCUGUUGAAACUUGUUACAGAUACAAUUACAUCAAAUACCAAAAGAGGUUUCAAAAGCAAGAUUAACUACUUGGAGAACUUGAAAACUAGAAUAUUAACAAGUAUAGAAGAUCAUGUGGAACGUACUUGGCCGGACGAGGAUCGUUCGCCACGCCGCGCCCGGGACACGGGCCGCGGCCACGUUGAGUUCCCGUCCUCAGAGGGCGCCCUCAUGUCCAUAUCAUUUUUAACAUUCGCCGUAUUCCUCAUCAAAUUAGUGUUGCAGGUGAUCCAUACUUACAAGAACAAAACGAUGAUGGUGACUCCGGCAGUUGUGACAGCGGUAGGUCGAGCUGCUGCGGCUAUGAAAUCAAAAAAUCCUUAAAAAUUGUGUAGAAAGAAAACUUACUUCUCAGUUACGUCCCGAUUCUGUCUGUGAGGUGAAUACGCUUAGAUAGGAAUACAAUACUUGAAGAACGGGAACAAUUUUUAAAUAAAAACCUCUAUAUUAAAGAAGUACUAAAUACGACUAAAUAUAUCAAAUAUAUUUCACUUUUUUAAAAUCUUACAAACCCUUAAAUUAUUUACACAUAUGUAUACCGCAUUGGCAAUAUUAUAUAUUUUUUAUAUAGUCUGCUAGUAAAAUGUGAUUCUAGUAUAUCUCGUGCUUUGUCAUGUUAUAAAACG